This is a messenger RNA of Chinchilla lanigera (long-tailed chinchilla), 801 nucleotides long. RefSeq names its product nucleoside diphosphate kinase A. Gene Ontology annotation, molecular function: nucleoside diphosphate kinase activity. The record is from RefSeq and is a predicted model, not a curated record. Lineage: Eukaryota; Metazoa; Chordata; Mammalia; Rodentia; Chinchillidae. Gene Ontology annotation, biological process: UTP biosynthetic process; GTP biosynthetic process; CTP biosynthetic process.
GACCAUGGCCAACAGCGAGCGGACCUUCAUUGCUGUCAAGCCUGAUGGCGUCCAGCGGGGACUUGUAGGAGACAUCAUCAAGCGCUUUGAGCAGAAGGGAUUCCGCCUCGUUGCUUUGAAACUUGUGCAGGCCUCGGAGGACCUGCUCAAGGAGCACUACAGUGACCUGAAGGAGCGCCCCUUCUUCCCCGGCCUGGUGCAGUACAUGCACUCGGGGCCCGUGGUCGCCAUGGUCUGGGAGGGGCUGAACGUGGUGAAGACGGGCCGCGUGAUGCUGGGCGAGACCAACCCUGCCGACUCCAAGCCGGGCACCAUCCGCGGGGACUUCUGCAUCCAAAUCGGCAGGAACAUCAUCCACGGCAGUGACUCGGUGGAGAGCGCGGAGAAGGAGAUCGCGCUGUGGUUCUCGCGGGAGGAGCUGGUGGACUACACGAGCUGCGCCCAGGACUGGAUCUACGAGUGACCGAGUGACGGCGGGCCUGGCGGCGGUGGCCAGUGCCUGUCCACGGCGAGGACUAGACUAGCAGAGCCGGCCGGUGCAGAACAUCCCCGUCAUGUGGAGGGCAACUGAGCUCGAGCACACCGACCCCUCCAGGGUUGCGUCCCAACGUUGUCACCCCAGCACGGGGGCAGCCGAGUCGGUCACGUAGCCUUGUCUCUCUUUCCACCCUGCGUUCUACCCUCCCGGCACUGAGCCUGCAGCAGACAUCUGUGGUGGAUUUGCCCGGUUGUCAGGACCCUACCCAGUGCAGAGCAUUCAUCAGAAAUGAAAGAUACCCAUCCUUUUGUUCGUUUCUUUUU